AUGGCCUCCAAACAAGCUAAAAGAAAAGAAGUGCAUCGGAUCAAUUCUGCGCACGGAUCUGACAAAUCUAAAGAUCUCUACCCUUUUGGCAGCAAUGUGCCACCAGGUUCUGUGGAACAGAAGAAGGGGAAGUUCCCGAUCUGGCCAGAGUGGAGCGAGGCAGACAUAAAUGCGGAAAAGUGGGAUGCAGGCAAAGGAGGGAAGGAGAAAGACAAAACUGGCAAGAGCCCCAUCUUCCACUUUUUUGAAGACCCUGAAGGAAAGAUUGAAUUACCACCAUCCUUGAAAAUCUUUUCCUGGAAACGUCCACAAGAUUUUAUAUUCAGCCGACCUCCUGUAGUUGUGAAAAAUGAAAUCACGUUUGACUUGUUUUCACCAAAUGAACAUUUGCUCUGCAGCGAGCUUAUGAGGUGGAUUAUCAGUGAAAUCUACGCCGUGUGGAAGAUCUUCAAUGGAGGGAUUCUGCACAAUUACAAUAAAGGAAAUUCAGGAGAGCCUCCUAUGCUGCUCUGGAAGCCCUGGGAACACAUAUACUCUCUCUGCAAGGCCGUGAAGGGCCACAUGCCUUUGUUUAACAGCUACGGGAAGUAUGUUGUGAAGCUUUACUGGAUGGGUUGCUGGAGAAAGAUAACUAUUGAUGACUUUUUUCCAUUUGAUGAAGAUAACAAUCUAUUGCUUCCAACUACAACCUAUGAGUUUGAACUCUGGCCAAUGCUGCUGUCUAAAGCCAUCAUUAAGCUGGCAAACGUUGACAUCCAUGUAGCUCAGAGGCGAGAGCUGGGAGAAUUCACAGUUAUCCAUGCGCUUACUGGAUGGUUGCCUGAAGUCAUUCCUCUUCAUCCAGGGUAUGUGGACAGAGUUUGGGAGCUCUUGAAGGAAAUAUUGCCUGAGUUUAAGCUCACAGAAGAUCCCAGUUCUGAAAGCAAAAUCACAACGGUAGACAACAAACUGAAGGAACCCGGGAAAGAGACAAAGGAUGUCAAGGAAGUGAAGGAUGGAAAGGAAAUGAAAGAGGGGAAGGAUUUCAAAUCGGAAAGUUCCCUUACGACCCUGAAGGGUCCAGAGAAAGGCGACAAAUUUACCAAGGAGAAAGCAGAUGCAAAAGACCUUGGCAAGAAGAGGAAUAAGGAUGGAGAGAAGGAGAAGGAAAGAUUCAAAUUUUCACUCCAUGGUUCGAGACCCUCAUCUGAUGUUCAGUACUCUAUGCAGUCCUUGUCAGAUUGUUCCUCAGCAGUACAGACCCCUCAAAUGGUUGUAUAUGCUACCUUUACACCACUCUAUUUGUUUGAAAACAAGAUCUUUACAUUAGAGAAGAUGGCGAAUUCUGCAGAGAAACUUAGGGAAUAUGGGCUUUCUCACAUCUGUAGCCACCCUGUGCUGGUGACCAGAAGUAGGUCUUGUCCCCUUGUGCCACCCCCCAAACCUCCUCCCUUACCUCCCUGGAAACUCAUUCGCCAAAAAAAGGAAACGGUCAUAACGGAUGAAGCUCAAGAUACUGUACCGAAGAAGCCUGAGCAGUUUCUUGAGAUUUCAAGUCCAUUUUUGAACUACAGAAUGACUCCAUUUACAAUUCCAACAGAAACGCAUUUUGUACAAUCUGUUGUUAAGAAAGGGACACCUCUGGGAUCCAUCCUUCCUCCUCUUGUAGAAAAUGAGUUAAAUGCAAGCACCAGCCAAGGAGAGAUGAACAUGUUAACAGGACACCUGUCGCAGGGUAACCUUCCAUCACAGCCUAUCCCUGGAAAAGGUACAGAUGAACAGAUAGAGUUUUCUCUGGGUGAUACCCACCCACCUGAUGCUCAUAGUUUAGAAAAGGAUUUGAUGAGCAUGACCACAGCGACACAGGACAAGUCACAGGAGGACUUGGCAACAGUAAAUGAAGGUGCUUCCAGAGAAAUAUGGUUAGAUUUUGAAGACUUUUGUGUGUGCUUUCACCAUAUAUAUAUUUUCCACAAACCGAAUUCUUAUUGUCUUAAUUUUCAAAAGUCAGAAUUCAAGUUCUCAGAGGAACGUGUGCCCUACUAUCUAUUUGUGGACAGCCUGAAGCCUAUUGAACUGCUGGUUUGCUUUUCCGCUUUGGUGCGCUGGGGGGAAUCUGGAGCCUUAACAAAAGACAGUCCCUACGUGGAGCCUGGACUCCUGACAGCCGAAGCCAUCACCUGGAAGUCCCUGAAGCCUCUCAGUGCAGUUUUGAGGAUCCACACCUAUGCUACAAAGGCUGCCAUGGUGCGCCUGCCUGUUGGGAGGCAUAUGCUACUCUUCAAUGCGUAUUCCCCAGUGGGACACACCUUACAUGUCUGCAGCAUGAUGACCUUUGUCAUCGGGGAUGAAGAUGUCGUACUGCCCAACUUUGAGCCGGAGAGCUACCGAUUUACAGAACAGUCUGUAAUAAUUAUGAAAGCUAUUGGAAAUGUGAUUGCUAGUUUCAAAGACAGAGGUAAAUUGUCCGCAGCUCUGAGGGAUCUACAAGCAGCCCACUAUCCUAUCCCCCUCUACAACAAAGAACUCACUGCUCAGCACUUCAGGGUUUUCCACAUAUCAUUGUGGCGUUUAAUGAAAAAAUCUCAAAUAGCCAAGCCUCCUUUAAACUUCAAAUUUGCAUUUCGGGCUAUGGUUUUAGAAACGGACUUACUGGAUCCCCUCGUAGAGGAUGCCUCUUUAGCGGAAUGGGUAGACAUUAAAUAUUGUAUGCCAAUAAAUGAGAAGGAGUAUUCUCCCGAGGAAAUAGCUGCGGCAGUGAAAAUCCAGUCCGUGUGGAAAGGGACUUAUGUCAGACUGCUCAUGAAAGCCAGAAUGCCAGACACGAAGGAAAAUGCCAUUGUUUCAGAUACACUUCAAAAAAUUUGGGCAGUACUAGAGAUAAAUUUGGAGCAGUAUGCACUUUCUCUCCUAAGACUAAUGUUUAAAAGCAAGUGUAAGUCUAUGGAGUCUUACCCAUGCUAUCAAGAUGAAGAAACCAAGGUUGCCUUUGCUGACUACACGGUCAACUAUCCAGACCAGCCACCGAAUUCUUGGUUUAUAGUCUUCAGAGAAACGUUUCUGGUUCCUCAAGACAUGAUCUUGGUCCCUAAAGUAUACACUACACUCCCAAUCUGUAUGCUACAUGUUGUCAACAAUGACACGAUGGAGCAAGUGCCCAAGGUCUUCCAGAAAGUGGUGCCGUACCUGUACCCCAAGAACAAGAAGGGAUACACGUUUGUGGCUGAAGCCUAUACUGGUGACGCUUAUGUGUCAGGCGCGCGCUGGAAACUGCGGCUCAUUGGCUCCUACAACCCCCUUCCUUUUCUCUCCCGAGAGUCUCCGUGCAGCACCUUCACCAUAAAGGAGAUCAGAGACUACUACAUCCCUAAUGACAAGAAAAUUCUGUUCAGGUAUUCCAUUAAAGUGUCAGUGGCCCAGUGCAUUACAAUCCAGGUCCGCACAUCCAAGCCCGAUGCCUUCAUCAAGCUGCAGGUGCUGGAAAGCGAGGAGAUCAUGGUGAGCACCCUGGGCAAAGGACAAGCCAUCAUCCCUGCCUUCUACUUCCUGGGAAGUGAGAGAGCACUGAGCUCCCAGUCUAGCAAGCAAAUUCUCUUAUCUCAUACUUCACCUAAAAAAGAACCAGAAGUAAUGACAAAGAAAAAAACCGGGCAAAUAGGCCAGAAAUCCUUUAAGGGCAGACCUGGGAGUGUGGCGGUAGAGGUAGGUCUGCCCCUGCUGGAAGAAGAAGUUAUGAAUGUGCCUACUAUAGAAGAAAAUUCUAGCACACCACAACAGUGCUACAAGUACAUCAUACAGUGCUUGGUGAUGUUUAACAGCUGGCCUCUCACAGAAAUGCAGCAGGUGUUUGUUCAAGCACUAAAAGACUUAGAGAAAUUUGAUAGCAAAGCUCAUGUAGAGAAGCACGAAGAACUAACUACCAUAGGAAGCCCAGAUUCCCAUGCUGUCAGUGAAGGGCAGAAAUCUGUAGGGAUUUCCAAAACAACGCGGAAAGGCAAAGAUAAGGCUGCAGAGAAAGAGAAGUUGGCCAAGGAAAAGCAAACACCUCGCUUUGAACCUCAGCCAAUACCCACUGCUCACUCUCAGCAAGAAGAUCCAAACAAGCCCUACUGGGUUUUGAGGCUGGUUUCUGAAUACAGUGACUCAGACUAUGUGGAUGUGAAAAAGGACACGGAUCGGUCGGAUGAAAUACGAGCCAUGAAGCAAGCUUGGGAGGCCACUGAACCAGGGAGGGCUAUCAAGGCUGCACAGGCCCGUUUGAAGUACCUCAACCGGUUCAUCAAGAAGCCAUCUGAUGUCCCUGGCCAAGAAACUUUGUCUGCAAGCCAGACUCAAAUUAAAACCACAGAUGAAGGAGAAGUAGCAGGAGGAGCUGGGAAAGACGCAGACACCAAAGAAGUGCCACCACAUGCAGCAGGAAGUGCGCCGUUGAAGAAAGAAGACAUCAAAGAAGUGCCACCAUCUCCAGCACCUUCAACAGGAGGUUUGCUUUGGAAGAAGUGGCAGCUGUCCAAGGGCAUCAAGGAUCUGUCAAAGUCUACAGGCAGUGAUAGCAAAACAUCUGUAACAGGGAAGGAAGAGAAAGAGCAGAGUGCACCUAAGGAGACUGUUGUAUCCCGUGCACGAUCUCAGACAGUUCUGGAAACGUCUCCACGACUCAUUCGAAAAGCACUAGAAUUUGUGGACUUCAGUCAUUAUGUUCGGAAAACAAGUGACGAGGCUGUGCUGCAAACAGAGGAACUGAACAAGCAGCAAGCAAUGCAGAAGGCAGAAGAAAUCCACCAGUUCCGGCAGUAUAGGUCCCGAAUCCUUAGCAUCAGAGACAUUGAUCAGGAAGAACGUCUUAAGCUAAAGGAUCAGGUUCUAGAAACAUAUGGAGAGAUGCGGGAUUCAGUAGAUGAAGCCCGGCAGAAAAUCCUUGACAUCCGGGAAGAAUACAGAAACAAGUUACUGGAGGCUGAGCGCUUAAGGCUGGAGGCUUUGGCAGCCCAGGAGGCUGCAAUGAAGGUGGAGUCAGAGAAGAAGUCUCCAGUUUCUGACUCACAGAAGAAGAAGAAGCCAGGAAAGAAAAAGUGACCGAGAGGUCCUGUGGCACUCUCUUCUGUAGUGGAAGGAGUGUUGAAGGCGCUACCACUUUGCCUUUUGCUAAAACAUAGAACAGCUUAAACUGGAGAAAAU
Microtus oregoni (creeping vole) is the source of this 5157-nucleotide messenger RNA. RefSeq names its product androglobin (gene Adgb). Gene Ontology annotation, molecular function: protein binding; heme binding; oxygen binding. The transcript has 36 exons. The coding region runs from base 1 to 5055 and encodes 1684 amino acids. NCBI's taxonomy places the organism in Eukaryota, Metazoa, Chordata, Mammalia, Rodentia, Cricetidae. Gene Ontology annotation, biological process: proteolysis. The record is from RefSeq and is a predicted model, not a curated record.